Labeo rohita (rohu) is the source of this 2274-nucleotide messenger RNA. RefSeq names its product RAB12, member RAS oncogene family (gene rab12). The transcript is spliced from 6 exons. The record is from RefSeq and is a predicted model, not a curated record. NCBI's taxonomy places the organism in Eukaryota, Metazoa, Chordata, Actinopteri, Cypriniformes, Cyprinidae. Gene Ontology annotation, molecular function: GTP binding; GTPase activity. Gene Ontology annotation, cellular component: trans-Golgi network transport vesicle; plasma membrane; endosome. Gene Ontology annotation, biological process: Rab protein signal transduction; cellular response to insulin stimulus; regulation of exocytosis. Bases 138 to 845 code for a protein of 235 amino acids.
GACUGAGGAGAUUGAAAACUUUGACAAACUCUUCCGAAAAGCCGCUUUAAAGUUUAGUAAAGUUUCCCUCCGUGAUGCGCGGGCGUGUUUAAAUCGGACUGGCCGUGUGACAGAUGUGGACUGGCUGUUAGUGCUGGAUGGAGUCGGGGUUCGGAGUCCAGCGGAGGGCCGGUGGUGGCUCGCCCGCUGUGGGAGCGUCGCAGCGCCGCAGAAAGAUGCCGCCGAGAGUCGCUGAUUAUAAACUGCAGGUGAUCAUCAUCGGCUCCCGCGGAGUGGGAAAGACCAGCCUUAUGGAGAGAUUCACGGAUGACACCUUCUGCGAGGCGUGCAAGUCCACUGUGGGUGUGGAUUUUAAAAUCAAAACGGUGGAGCUGAGAGGAAAGAAGAUCAGGUUACAGAUCUGGGACACAGCAGGUCAGGAGAGGUUUAACAGCAUCACUUCAGCGUAUUACCGCGGUGCGAAAGGCAUCGUGCUGGUCUAUGACAUCACCAAACAGGAAACCUUUGAUGACCUGCCUAAAUGGAUGAAAAUGAUAGACAAGUACGCAUCAGAGGAUGCUGAGCUCCUUUUGGUUGGGAACAAACUGGACUGUGAGUCUGAUCGUGCCAUCUCACGACAACAAGCAGAGAGGUUUGCUUCACGGAUAUCAGGGAUGCGUUUCUGUGAAGCCAGUGCCAAGGAUAACUUUAAUGUGGAUGAGAUAUUCCUUAAACUAGUUGAUGACAUUUUGAGUAAGAUGCCUCUUGAAGUCCCCAGUAAGGAGCUGUCCAACAGCGUCCUGUCCCUUCAGCCCGAACCUGAAAUCCCACCAGAGCUGCCUCCGCCUCGCAUGCGCUGCUGUUGAGACUCGGUUCGCGCUUUAUUUAGAAACCCAACACCACCUUCCCUCUUAUAACCCAACACAUGCUGUUACAGACUCCCGCCACCAGGGGCGAAAUGCCCAUCUCAUGAGACUCCAGUCCAUACGGAUGAUGAGAUGACGAGAUGAAGGCCUGUCAUUGCCAGAGAAGAUGAAAGAUAAAACGCUCAAUAUCGCAUAUAAUCAUCCCUCACAAACCAUAGACUGUGCAAUUUAACAAACUCCCUGUUUUGGUACCUAUAGAUGCCAAUAAAGAACAUUCGUAUCAUUACUCACACACACUUAGAUGCAUUUAUUUUUGACGGCCCAUACAUACACUACCUCAUUUCUGGGAAGCACAGGAUUGCGUUUGUCCAACAUGUGCCUUCCUGAUUGGAAAACCGCUGCACACGCAUCACAUGCAUGAAAUGAGUGCAAACAUAUGUCAUAAUCCAUCAAAUCCUAUUUAUAUGUAGUUUACAUCCUCAUAUAUUGUCAGUAGAAACAACAAACUACUAUUCCUACCGGAUGACGGAUACUAAACCUAUUUCAAGCACACAUUAGGCUGAUUUCUUAUGGAAAACAUUCACGGUCUCAAAUUAGAAAGCUUUUUUCCAAAUUGGUUUGGCAUUAAAAGCGAAGUGGAUGUACAUUUCAUGCCAAGCGUAAUUCAUUUCUGUCAGCUGUGUGUGUGUACGAGGUGGUUCGUUCGGCUCAUUAUUAAUGGCCAGCGUGGUUGGGUUGUCUUUAUGCCUUACGUUCUAUCAGUGUUAAUGUUUUCGAGGUGGAUUUUGUGUUUUCCGUCGUGUUUUGCACUACAAUCCAUUCGUAGCUAGUUUACAAAAUGCUGAAAUGCUGAAGGUUAGUGAAGGACCUGUGUACAGAAGAUUAACCUUAUCAUUUAGCAGCAGAGUUUUGUUGCUUCCUAGUUCUCUUUCAGUGUCAUUUAACUCGAGUAGAAUAAAGGAAGGUCGAUAACCGGGUGUUGCACAAAUUGAGUUCAUUGUUUCAUUCGCUGGAUCUGGAUUGCGGAACUGAAAUGCUCUCGCCGAAAGGGCUAUUUUCUCUGUGGAGAGCAGAUUGAGAAACAGGACGUUGGUUUUGAUACUUGGUACACCUUUGGUUAACAUCACCAUGCUUCUGUGUUCCUGGGCAAACCACUGACUCCAUUGGAUUUACAGCGAAUUGAAUUAUUUGCCUGCAUUAGAUGAAGAACCGUAGUAAUGAUGUAGUAGUUAAUAGCAAAACUUUUACAAAAGGUGUUUGAUGGGAACGGCUAUUUCGGCUGAACCAGAUAUGCAGUAGCAACAGGUGUUUGUGUGAGUUUAUGGGAAUGUCAUGCAUUUUUCAUAUAAACUGUCUUUGAAUAUAGAGGACUGACAGUGUUACUGUGCGUCUGGAACGUCAUCAAACAAAAAAAAAAAAACUGUUUUAU